ACGAAAAGGAGCUUCGUGUUUUGAUACAGCAACAGGAUUGAAUUUAAGCGGAGCAAGGCAAUAAACUGUUAUCAUUUGAAGAAAAACCUUCGCCGAAGAUAAACACAGUGAAUUUAGUCAGAAGUGCAACUGGAAAGUCAGGAGCGAAUCAGCUGAGCGAGGAAAUAACUGCAUUCGGCAAACGCAAAAGUCAUUGAAAAACACCCCCACGAAUGUGUCUGUAUUUUGGAGUCGUGGAGCACCUGGUGGACUUGGUGGCCUACUGCAUGUGCCGUGUCCUGGAGCUGUCCUUGUUCACAUGCAUGAUGGUCUGCGGAUCCCUGAAGGCCAAGCUGACCCACGGACCCACCAAUGAACUGGAGCAAUGACCAGGGAACUACGAGAGUUGCUAAAAGGAUGCCCUGAGUGCAUAUCCCUGCGUAUUUGUGUGUGUGCGUGCUUUGUGUUGUGUGUGUGUGUUUCGACUAAAAUUUAAUAAAGGAAACUUUUCCAGUGGCGAAUAAAUUACGAUUUAUA
Molecule: messenger RNA, 516 nt
Organism: Drosophila ficusphila
Lineage: Eukaryota; Metazoa; Arthropoda; Insecta; Diptera; Drosophilidae
Exons: 2
Coding region: 213-368 (51 amino acids)
Source: RefSeq, a predicted model, not a curated record